Messenger RNA from Alnus glutinosa, 1605 nucleotides. Its product is annotated as SHUGOSHIN 2. Bases 504 to 1397 code for a protein of 297 amino acids. Lineage: Eukaryota; Viridiplantae; Streptophyta; Magnoliopsida; Fagales; Betulaceae. Gene Ontology annotation, biological process: meiotic sister chromatid segregation; maintenance of meiotic sister chromatid cohesion. The transcript is spliced from 9 exons. Gene Ontology annotation, cellular component: nucleus; chromosome, centromeric region. The record is from RefSeq and is a predicted model, not a curated record.
CAUUGAAAUCUUUUAAAAAAGCGAGGUUCGGAAGGGUUGAACAUGGGAGAAAUUUAAAUCAGGUUCGGACUGUUGCUUCGGAAAGCCGUUUGUGCUACUCAUUUCUACUUUGGCUUCUUGCUGUCUCUGUCGCUCUUCCCCUUUUCCUUUCACAUUCUUUCUUUCUUUCUUCCUUCCUUCCUUCCUUUAAGCUCUUUUGAGCGGUUCCUCUCUUGAUUUAUGUGUCAUUUUGCGUCUCAAUUUUUCUUUCAAACUCAGCAAUCACAUUGAAUUAUUUACCCACAUUUGUCUUUCUUAAACUCUCGGGAAGUAUAUAUCCCUUGCUUUCUCCCUGAAGCCCUCUUCUUCACUCAUCUGUAAUUUUCAUUUCACUUCAUUGCUGCUGGGUGUCCCUAGUUUUGCGAAAUUCCUCGCUAAUUUUCAUCUGGGGUUCAAUUUUUCUUCAUAAUUAUCACUAUUUUGGAUUUAAAAUUUUGGGUUGGAAGUGGAUUAGAUAGACAGCAAUGAAAGGUGAGAGAGUGGCGAAGAGAUUGUCUUUGGGAAGCAUGAUGAGGAAGAAACUUUCCGACAUUACGAACUUGCAGUCGCAACCCAAACUCCGGAGCCAAGACGAUGUGCAGGCGGAGGGGACUUAUACGCCAGAUAAGGGCUAUAUUGACCAACUGCUCAAGGAAAGAAUGACUUUUCUCAAACUUAUCGCGGAGAGGAAUAAAGUCAUUGAAGUAAGUGGAGCUGAGUUGCAGCAACUGCGAGCCAGGCUUCAGAAAUUGCAGCUGCAGAAUUGGAAUCUUGCUCAAUCAAACAGCCAUAUGUUAACGGAACUUAAUUUAGGAAGAGAGAAGCUAAAAGCACUUCAGCAUGAGCUAGUAUGCAAGGAUGCCUUACUUAAAGCAAAGAAUAUGGAACAGAGAAAAAUGGAACUAAACUGUAAAAAGACUGUCACUCAGGUAGGAGAAGAGGGAGCAGAGCAGUCAUUGCUUGAAGCUAAUGAUGAUAACAAAACUCGUAAUCUCAACAGAAGGCGCACCACAAGAAGUAGAUCUAUGGGCCCUUCUACUACAUACCAAAAAGUUGUAGAAAAAGAGAAGGUUGACAAUAAAAGGCGUUGUUUGAGGAGGCAAUCCGCUAGAUUUAAAUCCCAUGAGAAGGAGCCGGCCGAGAUGUUAUUCGAGAUAGAAGAUGCAAAAUAUUCAGUCAGUCAGUCGCUCGACAAUCCUAUACAUGAAGAUGGUGUUCCAUUGAAUUCAUCUAUUAGAAAGGGAGAGGAUGGGGAAAUUUGUAUGCAAAGAAAUGAAGGACAAAGGUCUUCAAUUGGAAGACCAUUGCGUAAAGCUGUUGGGAAAGUUCAAUCCUACAAGGAAGCUCCUAUUAAAAUUAAAAUGCGAAGGGCAGGGUGAUCAAAAUCUGUUCUACUCUCGUCCCCACUCCAUUCCAGUGAGUUGAACAAGAGUUUGUAGAACUAGCAUCAUCAUCAUAUGUUUCCACAUCUUUCUUUGUCCGUGUAAGUUGUAAUAUGGUUGUGUUUUGGUAGUGUUAUUUCACAUUGUGGUUGUGAUUAUCUGUUAUGCUAUUUUUAUUGUAAAAUUUGUAUAUCCAAACGAGAAA